Molecule: messenger RNA, 1917 nt
Organism: Uncinocarpus reesii 1704
Lineage: Eukaryota; Fungi; Ascomycota; Eurotiomycetes; Onygenales; Onygenaceae
Exons: 3
Coding region: 1-1917 (638 amino acids)
Biological process (GO): SCF-dependent proteasomal ubiquitin-dependent protein catabolic process
Cellular component (GO): SCF ubiquitin ligase complex
Source: RefSeq, a predicted model, not a curated record
AUGGCUCCUCCGCCGCCUGCAGCCGUUGCUUGCCCACUCCACUCUCUUCGCGCCGAUCAAAUGGACAUCGACUCACCCAAACCCGAUCAUCACUCUCGUCGCACCUCUCCAGGCUCAAACUCCAACUCGCGCUCAAGCAGCUCUCGUCGUGAAUCGUUUGGCUCCAUCGAGGAAGAAAGCACCGGGAUCGCGCAGUCCUUCGUCGAUAAAGAAAACUCUCCGUCCAAAGGCCAGUCCAACCCCGCCAAAACGGCGCUCAACGUCCAAAGCCCGACCCAGACCCCGGACUUCUGCUGCCCAUGCGGCGGAUUUCUGGGAUGGAAACAGAUCCGCUUGGGAGGCCGGAGAGCAAGCAGGAGCUACAGUGACCUCCGUCUCCUGGGUGGCGGCCAUCAGUCUAGAGGUUGGGCGUGGGAGGAGGCCACCGUGAAGCCCACCCCCACUGUCAAGGAGGAAGAACAACCACCCAAAGAAAGGGGGCCUGCUCCGAUCGAGAAGCUCCCUGCUGAAAUCCUCGACCAGAUCAUCUCUAAUCUAGCAGUUGACAUCCCGCCAAAUGGAUACACGCCACGCAAUAUUGAUUUAAUCUCUUGCCUUUUGACUUCCCGCACCCUUCAUUCUGCGACCCUCAGUGUCUUAUACCGCCACAUCACGAUUCCGCACUCGAUCAUCUUUUCCAAAGCCUUGAAUCACAUCAGGCAGUACCCAUCCCUGGGGACCAUCGUUAGGCGACUCGAUUUCUCCCACUUCACCUCUGUGGGACUGGGCCGAACCCAGCAAAUGAAUCUCGAAAUCCAGAAUUUGACGUCAAGGACGCUCUUGGAGUGCUUGAACCUACUCCCAAAUCUAAAGGAGCUACUGCUACAAGAGCACGUCGAAGAUGAUGUGAACGGCGAUGUCAUGCGAAAGAUCUUCUCUGAUACCCCGACCCUGCGAGCUGUCGACUUUUGUGGUUGCUCUUCAGUCACCUUCUCCUCUGGGUUCGUAGGUGCUGUAACGCAAGACCCCAGUUUCCCACCGCAGCUUCGUACCUUGCGGCGGGUCUCUCUCCACGAAUGCACGGGCCUCCCGGACGAUGCCUUCCAGGCCCUCUUGCCGCGAUUGGUGAAUUUGACCCAUCUCGAUGUUACGCACACUCAGAUCACCAACAAAACCUUGUUCUUGAUUCCACACAGCGCUCAAAUUACCCAUUUGAACCUCUCCCGAUGCACGCGACUGACCGGAUCUGAGGUGGUUAAAUUUUUGACAACGCAUCCCGCUGUCAGCGACACGCUGGUGUAUUUGAACCUGAUGUCAGACGUUUCGCGGCACCGGAUCCUCGAGGAAGAAGAUGUUGAGGCGCUCCUGCCGCAUCUCACAUCCACAUUGCGAUCUCUCAACCUUGGCGGUGCAAAGAUCACAUCUGCCCAAAUGCCAAUGCUCCUCAGGCUAUCUAAACACGUGGAGGAACUCGGCCUCAAUUCGGCGAAUAUUACCGUCGAUGACAUCAAUUCGUUUUUCAAGCCUCGCCCCGCAUCCGGCGAGAAUCAAAUGGAGGUCGAUUGGGUUCGUCCGGAGCUGCGUUACCUUGAUCUCACAAAGAAUCCAUACUUGACCCAAGCAACGCUUCUGAAUCCCAAAUCAUGCCUUCUCGUGACCCAACAGAGCUAUCCCCUGCACGUGAUUGAACUAACUGAACGGAUUAUCACGCCUCUUCGUCAACGGAGCCCCCGGAAUGGUUGGGUGGUGAGAGACUUGGGAAGGCGAGGGUGGUAUGUGCGAGAGCCACCGACGAAUCCGAACGACCUGAAGUUGAUGCCUCGUGACGACGGCAGAAGAUCAUGGAAAAUGGGGGCACGUUGGUGGGGAAUGAGGAAAGUUCCGGUUUGCGUUGGCGAUGUGGGUGGGAUUUACGGCCAUUAUAUGUUUAAGAAGUGA